GCGCCGUGGGACGUGCAGGCUCGCCGUGUGGGCAUCCCAGGCAAAAUCAUUUGUCUCUUCACCCUUCUGUUAGGCCGCAAAUCGUCCCGCACACGGACAAUACAUACUCACACACACACGCGGGCACACGCCCACUGUUCGUCGACCGUCGACUUCGCACGAGGAAAGCCAAGAGCGGUUGCGUUGUCGACUCCACAAUGGCCACAACAACCACGGGCACGGCUUCCAACGAGGUCGAACGCCCAAGUCGGACGGCCGAGGAUCUAGUGCAGAGUCUGGACGACCUGUUCGAGCGCUACCUGGACGUCCUGGACCGCUAUCAGAAAGCCCGUCAGGACCUGUCACGCCACUUUGCGGCGGGCUAUCUGUCCCUUGCCCAGGCGAACUUCCUGAACAAAGGGCGCCGGUACGGACAAGACUACUACGACGAGCGGAUGCAGGCCCAGCGCGUGGUGCGAGUCUCUACUUCCGGAGGGGGCGGCGAUGUGUAUGAGUUCACUUGUGUGAAGCGGGAAUCUGCGCCAGUGGAGACUCCUGCGGAUGCCGGCGAAGACGACGGCGACGACGCCAAAAAGAACGAGACGAAGCCUGCUUCGAAGGAUCCUCUCCAGUGGUUUGGAAUUUUGGUGGCGCAGCCGCUCCGUGCGGCCCAGGCAUCCUUCACGACCGCCGUCGAGGGCUCCGUACCAGAAUUAGUCACAUUGCAGGUUCAGCUGCGAAACCUCGAGAUAGAGAUCGGGCGCACCAGAAAGAUGCUCAAGAAACUAGAAAAAGUAUGAUUACGGCAACUACGCUAUACUUCCGGAUGAUCUGUUUCCGACGAGGAAUAUCACUUCGAUCUCCAGUGACAUCUGACGCUUCCUCAAGAAUUCAUCGUUAGCGACAUAUGAUUAGGUCUGUUGUCCCGUCUUAUCCGCACUCUCCACUCAACAGCUGAAUUUACACACGCUCCCCGGCAUCUUCUCUACCGUUGACUCCGCGUCUUGAUGGAAGUCCCCUAUUUGGCGAGUUGGGACGUGUCGCAUCGGCUCCGGGGUUUGCUGUCUCGUACUCGAGCAUUUUGAUGAAUCUAUAAAAGAGGACGGAGACGACGGCUCCAAGGAACGGCCCAAGCCAAUAGAUCCAGUGUGUGCUUGCGAAUUUGCCCACUACAACAUCUGGUCCAAAGGAACGCGCUGGAUUGAGCGAUCCACCGGUGAAGAGGACAGCGGCCAAUUCACAGACGAAGAGACACAGUCCGAUUCCAACAGGGGCGAGAAAUGUGCCUUUGUGCUUCUCUGCGGCUAGCAUGAAUCUGUCUGUGAUCAACACUUUUGUUCAUAUUUGCUAAACGUUGGCUUUUUCAUCUAACAUGGUGAAUAUCAAGAGCGCGGUGCAAAACAUCUCGAUAAAUAAGCCACGCACUACUGAGGUUUUCGGCGCGACACUUAACGUUGUCCGGACAAGUAGGGGUCCGGGAAACAAGCCAGAAACGAGGGCAGCAGCAGCGAUAGCCCCCAGAAUCUGCGCGAUAAUGGCAACGGUCAUUCUAAGGAAACCGAUCGCACCGAUCAAAGCCAAACCCAAGCUGACCUAGGCAAUGAAACCAUCAGUUAUCAAAGAAUAUCGGAAAAAGGAAAGAGAAAAGUUAGAAGACUACCGCUGGAUUGAACAGGCCACCGCUGAUGCGGAAGAAAACCCAGACAUUGACCGUCAAACUGAAGCCAAACGACAGCGAGAUGUAGAGCAGGAUGGAUAUAUCUGGUUUCAUGUUGAGAUUUAACACGGAGACCAUGUUCGCAACUUGAGUGCCGGCAAAGGCGAAGAAGAGGAAUAAGAAUGUACCGACAAAUUCCCCGAGAAAGGCAACAACCUCAUUUCGAGUCCUUGGCGAUAGGUGGUGAGCAGCUGGAAGUGUUUUUGGUGCUGGAGUGUCCGACUUCUGUCUAUUUGUAAAAGGAAGGGCAACUGCAGGAUUGUCCGCUGGCUCAAUGUUGUUCAUUUCGAUUGCUGAUUCGAAGCUCUUGAAUAGCCACCGAUUGUGAGAGCUGGCUUGAGUUUGAGGCAAAGCCUUGACUGUUUACCUUCGGAACUAACAGGUACUCUGUCUUAGGAUGCCAAGGGAUUGUAUUGAGACUAUGAUGAGGAUCAGUAAAGGUUCAAGCAAACUCUGUAGUUGUGAUGUAGAAACCGUAUUUAAACUCAGGUAUUUGACGUUGCGGCCGAGAGCUUGGAGGUUUGUUGAUACCAGAACGCAGACAAGGGCUAAGAUGAGGAGUCUCGACGUACUCAGAACUAGACUGCUUCGCAGGGUAAGAUCGACUUGUCUGGAGACUUGUCGAAAGCUCAACUUGGUCACUGACGCGGAAACAACGGCUUACCGUUCUACGCAACAGGAACUUAAGUUCCACCGUGCCCAAGCAAGUGCGGAGAUUACUCAAAAUAAUUCCAACUGCAAUAUAAUCAAAUCUCCAUUAGAGAAUCUAUC
Messenger RNA from Verruconis gallopava, 2467 nucleotides. RefSeq lists its product as uncharacterized. The coding region runs from base 198 to 779 and encodes 193 amino acids. NCBI's taxonomy places the organism in Eukaryota, Fungi, Ascomycota, Dothideomycetes, Venturiales, Sympoventuriaceae. The transcript has a single exon. Gene Ontology annotation, biological process: vacuolar proton-transporting V-type ATPase complex assembly. The record is from RefSeq and is a predicted model, not a curated record. Gene Ontology annotation, cellular component: Vma12-Vma22 assembly complex; extrinsic component of endoplasmic reticulum membrane.